This is a messenger RNA of Cladophialophora yegresii CBS 114405, 1062 nucleotides long. RefSeq lists its product as uncharacterized. The record is from RefSeq and is a predicted model, not a curated record. Bases 1 to 1062 code for a protein of 353 amino acids. The transcript is spliced from 2 exons. NCBI's taxonomy places the organism in Eukaryota, Fungi, Ascomycota, Eurotiomycetes, Chaetothyriales, Herpotrichiellaceae.
AUGGUGCAUUACAUCCGCUUCCUGCGCGCGCCGCAAUGCGAUGCAAGCAAGAAGACAGUUGGUGUUUCUGCUGUGCUGGCCGUGCAGACAGACCUCAGUGACGCGUUACUCAGCCAGGACGUUGUCUUGAGGGCAGAGAUUGUAGAGGCCAAUAGCCCGUGGCGAGUCCUCCACUCGCAGUCAUUGCAAUGGCAACCUACAUCAAGGGCACUCAAGUUUACUAUUCAGUGUCCUGGCAAGUAUACGUCGUGGCCUAUCCAGCUCCAUGUGACUACCCAGCAAACUCAAUCCGCCGUCAACCUGUCCGAGAUCCCGGAAAUUCUUGACAUCUGGAGUUGUGCCUUUCUCCUGUCUGACAAGCAGCGGUCAGAGCCCAUUGUUGAGCGACGUCUAGCGCUCUGGAACAACACGACGGUGCGGAUAUGGGAAGACAUCGGUGAGAGCAUGGCGAGGCACAUCUGGGAUGCGAGCCUAGGAUUUGUGAUGUAUCUCGCACGAGCACUGUCUUCAUCGCCGCCAAGUGGUGGAGGCACAUUAGCAGCUCUGGUCAAGUCCGGCAAGGUAAGGAAGCUCAAGGUGCUGGAACUAGGCGCUGGAUGUGGCAUCGUUGGCAUUGCUUUCGCACAGCUUGUCAAGUGCGACAUGUACCUCACCGACUUGGAUGAUGCUCAGGAAGUGCUAGGGAAGAACAUUCGCUGUGCUUCCUUGAUGGCGGGGUCUACACUUCAAGCAGACGUUUUGGACUGGUCUUCAGGCCUUGAGGAUAGCACGAAUCCCAAUUUCGAUCUCAUCUUGGUUUCUGAUUGCAUCUACAAUCCGGACAGGAGUGUGCACCUGGUAGAGAUCCUGAGACAACUGGCUGCUCGUGCACCGAAUACCCUCAUCUUGGUGGGAUUCAAGCGACGGCACGAGGCAGACACCGUUUUCUUCGAACACAUGAGAAAGACGAAAUUCGAAAUAGUGGAGAGCACGAAUAUCCCGCUUCCACACAGGCCUAGUGAUUACGACGCCGACACGCCGACCACUGAAUUCUACACCUAUAGGCGUCAAACGGUGGUUUGA